UAUUGCACAAAAUCGAACCAAAUCAAACUUAACAGAGCUGUCUGCAAGAUGUUCAGUUAACAUUUACAUUGAACUCGCACUUUAACAUAGCACCAACACGAGCUGGUCACACUGCAGUGCUCUGGCGGCCGGCACAGCUUUAGUUUCAGUUUAGAAAUUCAGAACGUAAACGUCCAGCAAAAUUUAUUCGAACACCCGCGAAAUUCUCUUUUGUUUAAUGUAAACAAAGUGCAUUGUUUUUAAUUAAAUUAAAGUUUUAUUGUACAAAAAAAGUAAAACCACCAAAAAUAUGUCGGACAACAUCUUAAAUCGUAACUAUUCGGAGGAUGACGACGCCAGCGAUGUGAUCGCUGCCACUGAGUCAAACAUUUCGAAUGAGGUUGGCAAGCGCAUCUGGCAGCCAACUGUCCAGGACGGCACCGCUGGCGUCUGGGAGCCACCGGAGAAGCCCCUGCCCGAUGUCGUGGGUGAACCCCUAAUGAGUUCCGAGGCCAAGGAUAUAAAUGAGUCUGCCUCGAAAUUUAUACGCGAAGUGGAGCGCUCUCUCUAUUCCGACAACAGCAAGGAUCCGGAAAGUGACUCCGAAGAGUACUUCAAGGCUGCCGAGAACUAUUCGCUAUAUGGCGACUGUUUUAUGGACUUCCCCAAGAACCCGAAUGAGCAGCCCACAAAACCGCCGCCAGGGUUCGAGCCAAAGUCCAAUCUCGCCUCGGCAGUCUUCCAAGGCAAUCAGGUUGCGGCAGGAGCUGAAGGAACUGGCGGGCAAGGCUACUCGGGAGUAAGUUCUGCUCAGGGACCCACCUCUUCCGGCAUAGGCGGCUUUCCGUUGCCACUGCCGAAUGCGAAUCCGCAGAUGUUAUCCCCAGCACCGCCGAUGCCUCAGGCGCUGCCCCCACAUCAAUUUUCGCCAGAGAUCAUGGCUAGAGCCAUAGCCGAGCUAACAGCUCUGGCUGGAGCCGGAACUCCCGUCGACACUGGAGUGCUAUUGCCGAAUGCCUCGCAAAUAUCCAUGGCGCAGCUUUGCCAGCAGCUUCAGGCUCAGCAGCAGCUCCAGGCUCAGCAGCAACUUCGGGCUCAGCAGCAGCAGCAGCAGCAGGCGGCCAAUCAAUUGCGGCAACGACAGCAGCAGCAGCAACAGCAGCUACAGGCCAAUCAGCUGCUCCAGCAGCAGCAGCAGCAGCAACAGGUGUCCAAUCCUGCCCUCGCUGCUGCCGCCAUGAUGUAUGCCAAUCUCGAGCUGCAGACGCAGGUGAACUUGCGUCAAAUACAACUGCAGAGGCUGUUCCAACAGCAACAACAGCUCACAGCACGUGGCGUCUAUGGGAAUAAUGGAAACGGGGCACAUUGCACGCCGCCCAAAGAUCAUUCCUCGGGUGCUGGUCGCAACUAAGCAGAAGACGAUUUUCUGGGCACACAAAAAAAUUUGCCUGUACUUCGCAAGAAAUAUUUUAUACAAUCUUUGAUUCAAAAUAUGUUUUAUGUUUUAAUUUCAAACCAAACUCGAAUGUCGAAUCCAACAAACUUUCAGACUUUACACUGCUAAAACAAUUUCUCAACAUUCGAAAAAGUCUGCGAUGGUCAGGAAGAAAUUGUCUUCUGUUUUAUACAAGAAAUAAUUAUAAAUCGAAGAGCUUUGCGGGCAGAUUUUUAAAAACUUUUAAAUAGAUUCUAACAAAUAAUAAUCACAACUGUACAACUUUUAAGCGUUAAUUCCGUAUUGUUGUGCCUUUUGCAAUAGACUCAAAAUUGUAUACAAUAGAUUGAAUUCUGCAACUAAAUUUCUAUAAUUUCAAAAAUAAACAUUUUGCACCCCCAU
This is a messenger RNA of Drosophila subobscura, 1816 nucleotides long. Its product is annotated as mediator of RNA polymerase II transcription subunit 15. The record is from RefSeq and is a predicted model, not a curated record. NCBI's taxonomy places the organism in Eukaryota, Metazoa, Arthropoda, Insecta, Diptera, Drosophilidae. The transcript is spliced from 3 exons. Bases 290 to 1390 code for a protein of 366 amino acids.